Messenger RNA from Trichosurus vulpecula (common brushtail), 1708 nucleotides. It is a transcript of the gene PSMA3, whose product is annotated as proteasome 20S subunit alpha 3. NCBI's taxonomy places the organism in Eukaryota, Metazoa, Chordata, Mammalia, Diprotodontia, Phalangeridae. The transcript is spliced from 11 exons. The record is from RefSeq and is a predicted model, not a curated record. The coding region runs from base 88 to 855 and encodes 255 amino acids. Gene Ontology annotation, biological process: ubiquitin-dependent protein catabolic process. Gene Ontology annotation, cellular component: synapse; nucleus; proteasome core complex.
UUCGUUUGCGCCGGUCUGUGGCGUAAGGAGUGGCGGCGCUUUAGGCCUUGAGAGAUCUCUCCACGUCUCUGUGGUGGCUUAGGCGCCAUGAGCUCUAUCGGAACCGGGUAUGAUCUGUCAGCCUCGACGUUCUCUCCUGAUGGAAGAGUUUUUCAAGUUGAAUAUGCUAUGAAAGCAGUGGAAAACAGUAGUACAGCUAUUGGAAUCAGAUGUAAAGAUGGUGUCGUCUUUGGUGUAGAAAAAUUAGUCCUUUCUAAACUUUAUGAAGAAGGUUCUAACAAACGCCUCUUUAAUGUUGAUCGACACGUUGGAAUGGCAGUAGCAGGUUUGCUAGCAGAUGCUCGUUCUUUAGCAGACAUAGCUAGAGAAGAAGCCUCCAACUUCAGAUCUAACUAUGGCUAUAAUAUUCCACUAAAGCACCUUGCAGACAGAGUAGCUAUGUAUGUACAUGCUUAUACACUCUACAGUGCUGUCAGACCUUUUGGUUGCAGUUUCAUGUUAGGGUCUUACGGUGCGAAUGAUGGAGCACAACUCUAUAUGAUUGACCCAUCAGGUGUUUCUUAUGGUUAUUGGGGAUGUGCCAUUGGUAAAGCCAGGCAAGCAGCAAAAACAGAGAUAGAGAAACUCCAGAUGAAAGAAAUGACUUGUCGAGAUGUUGUUAAAGAAGUUGCAAAAAUAAUCUAUAUAGUCCAUGAUGAAGUUAAGGACAAAGCUUUUGAACUGGAGCUCAGUUGGGUUGGAGAAGUAACCAAAGGCAGGCAUGAAAUUGUUCCAAAAGAUAUAAGAGAAGAAGCAGAGAAAUAUGCCAAGGAAUCUUUGAAAGAAGAUGAUGAAUCAGAUGAUGAUAAUAUGUAACAAUGAAUGCUACAAUACUUUUUUUAAAAAAAUGUUUUACAUGUAAACUAUGUAGAAGUAGUGUCCUGUGGAUUAUUAGCCCAGUGACAGAUUACCAAUUUAUUAAAAAUUUAUCUUGUAUCCGCAAGUUCAUUUGUUCUCUACAACAAAAUCUCUACUUUGGAGGGGUUUUAAGGACUUUGUUCAUUUUGUCUCACACUAUUAAUGUGAGGUAGUCUACUUGAAUCUUGGGCAAAUUGACUCACAAGGGUCCAAUUAAAGAUGAAAUAGUUCUGUUUCUUUAGUAGCUUAUUCUUUCCUGUAACUAAAACAACUUUAAAUGAGAGAUUAUGGCAUGAUCAUGUAUUAUCUAAAACCCCUAUCAUACUUAACCCUUUUCUGCCUCUCUCAUGUCAAAGGAGUGAAGAUGGAGUUAAGUCUAGAAGUUUUUCCUCAGCUGCCCUGCCCUUUUCUUGGUCCUAUGGAUAGUUACUAGAUAUAGUAGGAAAUAUUACUAAUAUACUUGUUUUAUAGUUGCUAGUGAAACUCUGAACUCUGUCAAAUUAACACGUGCCAAUUUUGGAAAUUUCAACUUAGUGCAAGAUAGCUAUUUUUUAGCUAGAGUGGACUUUGCUACUGCUGGACUUUGAAUAUUUAUGUAGUUUACAGCAAACUCAAUAAAUACUUAACUAAAUUCAAAUAACCUGGUAGAUUAGCUUCUCUCAAGUAAAGUUUUAAGACCUGGCUCCUACAAUUGGCCUUGUUUGCACAAAAGCAAAAGUUUAGAAUAUGUCUGAGGAUACUUAGGGCCAUUUUAAGACUGACUUAAAGUGGGAUCAUUUCUCCACUUUCUAAUAAAGCGUGAAUAUAAAAA